Messenger RNA from Aspergillus costaricaensis CBS 115574, 983 nucleotides. Its product is annotated as M50 family metallopeptidase. NCBI's taxonomy places the organism in Eukaryota, Fungi, Ascomycota, Eurotiomycetes, Eurotiales, Aspergillaceae. The transcript has 4 exons. The record is from RefSeq and is a predicted model, not a curated record. Bases 80 to 874 code for a protein of 264 amino acids.
CGCAUAUCUCUAUUCUAUCUAUUUCCAGCCUUAUCAAACAGUCCAACUCAAAUCAACUCUCGUUAAGUUCAUCGCAACCAUGGCACCUCACUACAUGGUCCUCGACCAACGGGCCAUCGACCACCAUAUAAUGAAGCGCGAUCUGAGUGUUACACACGCCCAGGCAGUAACGUUAGGAGUGAUGGCAGCGUAUGUGGUUGUUAUUGCGCUGCUUUGGAAUUUGCCGUAUGUGCGGUGGUCGUUGUGGCCGUUCAAAAUGCUAGUAAUCGCCUUCCACGAAUUCGGCCACGCCAUAACAGCCUGCUGCACAGGCGGGCGCGUGAAAUCCAUCUCGCUCGACCCGCACGAAGGCGGCGUCACGCACAUGCAAGGAGGAAUGAGCGCCGUGACAUUACCUGCUGGAUACCUGGGGUCGUCGAUUAUCGGGUCGCUGUUGAUUUUCGCGGGCUUUGAUAUCGUCGCGAGUAAAGUCGCUAGUAUUGUUCUGGGAGUGUGCUUUUUGCUCACGCUUUGGUGGGCGCGCAGGGAUUGGUUGACUAUCAUUACGAUUUUGUUGGCGGUCGGGUUGUUGGUCGCUUGUUGGUUUAUUGCCCAUGGGGAGGCGUUGAAGUGGGUGGUGUUGUUUAUUGGGGUGAUGUCGGCGCUUUAUAGUGUUUGGGAUAUUUGCGACGACCUUAUCCUUCGCAAAGUCAACACGUCCGAUGCUAGCCAGUUCGCUAAGAGAUACGGAGGAUCUUCGCAGUGCUGGGGUGUUAUCUGGUCGUUCAUUUCUCUUGCUUUCAUUGCGAUCGCGAUCAUUGCUGCCAUUGCUGCGUUCCGUGAGUCGUUUAGUGAGCAGGAGAAGGAUUCGCAGCAUUUCAUUCCAACUCGGUGAUCGACGGUGUAGCCUGAUUUACGUUUUCUUCUGAUGAGUUAUGAAACGUGGAGUCAUGAUGGGUGAUAGGUCUGAGGCGAGACUAAAGUUUCUCGGUUAAUGUGAUACC